CAUUUUAAAUCCAGGCGGUUGAUAGGAACGGAAGAGAACACACACAUCUUAUUAUCGGCACCAUGCAGAAUAAAGAGAACAGGGAGCCCAGAGCUGUUAAUACACAGGCUGUAGGUGUUGGUCCACUCAGAGUUGGGAUGAAUCCGACAGAUAUACAUGCAGUAACAGGUCCCGGUAGAGUUCCAGUGAAGUCAAACUCCAAAAAAUUAUCCAUCAAAGACUUUGACAUCGGCCGUCCGCUGGGAAAAGGCAAGUUUGGGAACGUGUACCUGGCGAGAGAACGCAAGCUGAAGGUGAUUGUAGCGCUGAAGGUGCUCUUCAAAUCGCAGAUGGAGAAAGAAGGUGUAGAACAUCAACUGAGGCGAGAAAUCGAGAUCCAGUCGCACCUCAGGCAUCCAAAUAUCCUGCGCUUCUAUAACUAUUUCCAUGACGACACGCGUGUGUUUCUCAUUCUGGAGUAUGCUCCCCGCGGCGAGAUGUAUAAGGAGCUUCAGCGCUGUGGACGAUUUGAUGACCAUCGCACUGCCACUUAUAUGGAGGAGUUGGCUGAUGCUCUUCAGUACUGUCACGAGAAGAAAGUGAUUCACAGAGACAUUAAACCAGAAAACCUGCUGCUGGGCUUCAGAGGAGAACUCAAGAUCGCUGACUUCGGUUGGUCUGUCCAUGCACCAUCACUACGACGGCGUACGAUGUGUGGAACGCUGGACUAUCUGCCUCCAGAGAUGAUUGAAGGUCACACUCACGAUGAGAAGGUGGAUCUGUGGUGUAUCGGCAUUCUGUGUUACGAGUGUUUGGUGGGAAACCCUCCGUUUGAAACGGCCAGCCACACAGAAACUUACAAGCGCAUCACUAAGGUGGAUCUUCAGUUUCCUAAAGUGGUGUCUGAUGGCGCUCGAGAUCUGAUCUCCAGACUGCUGCGUCAUAGUCCGUCCAUGCGUCUGCCGCUCCGUAGCGUGAUGGAGCAUCCGUGGGUCAAAGCAAAUUCACGCAGAGUUCUGCCGCCCGUCUGCAACCCGCAGACCGCCCCAAAUCACUGACAGAAACGAGAACAAAUCACAUGAUCAAAGACCGGUCUGAGGUGUGCUGUUUUAGCUCUAGUUUGUGUUUACUGUGAGAGCUGAUAUCAGACUUCACCCCUCAUGAGGGAAACGUCAAGCGUUCAACAUCUCAAAACGCCAGAUUCAUCCUGUAUAUAACCGUUUUAUUCUGACCCUUUAUUGUCUACAUGACUUCGAUGUUUGAUUUUAAACCCUAUAAUUAGUUAUUUUCUGUUUAUUCUUUAAAAGUUUACCUGAUUACUGUGGCUUCUGUUUAUAUUCAUGUCAUCUACUGUUUCUGUAUCGUCUCUUCUGAAUGUGUAUUUCAUGCUUUCAAAUAAUA
Messenger RNA from Myxocyprinus asiaticus (Chinese sucker), 1380 nucleotides. RefSeq names its product aurora kinase B. Gene Ontology annotation, biological process: protein phosphorylation; regulation of cytokinesis; mitotic spindle organization. Gene Ontology annotation, molecular function: protein kinase activity; ATP binding. Gene Ontology annotation, cellular component: spindle microtubule; spindle pole centrosome; spindle midzone. The record is from RefSeq and is a predicted model, not a curated record. The transcript has 9 exons. Bases 63 to 1037 code for a protein of 324 amino acids. Lineage: Eukaryota; Metazoa; Chordata; Actinopteri; Cypriniformes; Catostomidae.